AUGACAACGACACUCUCCAAGACCAAAGAUAAUGUCAUCAAUACUCCCGGCGGGGUCAUACACGUACGACCCUAUAGAUCAAGCUCGAAUGCUCAAUUGAAAGCUGUUCUGAGCUUCACACCUAGAGUGUCUAGUUUAGAUAGGACCAACGAAAGGUCACAGACGGAUGAAUUCAGAGGGUUCUUCGUCCUGUUUUGGAUUGGCCUCGCUCUCCUCUUCCUCCGCACCUCCAUGCAAUCCUGGGAAGAGAACCGUACGCCCCUCUCAUGGACUUUCGGACGACUCAUCACUGGCGAUGCUCUGGUCCUAGCCAUCUCAGACAUCAUCAUGGUCUUGACGAUGUUCAUCUGCGUCCCGUUCGUAAAAGGAUUACAAAAUAGAUGGUACAAAUAUUACUGGACCGGUGUGAUCAUUCAACAUACCUUCCAAACUAUCUAUCUUGGAACAGCAGUAUGGUGGGGCUGGCAUAGACAAUGGUACUGGGUUCAAUCGGGUUUCUUAGUAUUACAUUCAAUGUCAUCAAUGAUGAAGAUGCACUCCUACAUGUCACACAACGGUAUGCUCGCUACCGUCUACUCCCAAUUGCAAGAAGAAAAGAGACAAUUGGAAGAAGUCAUCAAAAACGCUCCAGGAGGUAGAGAACAACUUCUCUCGGAAGCUGCUGAGCGUAAAGCCCAUUUGGAGGCUUUGGAAGGUCCAACCCCAGUCGGUACGCCUGCUCCUGGUACACCAGCUUUAUCAAGUAGAUCAAGUUUCAGUGCUUCAGCACCAUCAAGCAGUACGACAGGGUACGAGGAUCCCUCUGCAGCGCUGAGAAGACACGUUGGUGGAUUCACAGACGCAAGUAAAGAAGGUACCCCAGAAGGGUCGGGAUUGGGACCAUCAGCGGAAAUAAGACAACGUAGAAUGUCAAAACCGAAAAAGAAGAAUCAAGCUACCGAUGCCUUACCACCACCUCGACCGAAUUUACCAUUAGGUACUUCACUUGAACCGUCACAUUCUACAUUACCUCAUGAACCUUCCCCGCCUAGUCCACUGGCUUGGUCAUCCAACGAACAAGUCGCACUUUUGGCGAGAAAUAUAGAUGCGAUGCAAGAGGAACUGGUGUCGAACGGUGCAAAGGGGUUGAUAUGGCCUCAGAAUGUGACAUAUAGACAUUUCUUGGAUUUCAUGUUUUUCCCCACGUUGGUUUAUCAGUUGGAAUAUCCAAGAACGAAAACGAUGAGACCCCUUGUCGUACUUGAGAAAGUAGUCGCUACCCUCGGAACGUUCUCUUUGAUAUAUACUAUUACCGAACAUUACAUCUUACCUGUCAUACCCAAACCUGGAGAUCCUUUGAUCAGAUCAUUCAUCAAUCUGGCGUUGCCGAUGAUGGUAAAUUACCUAUUUAUCAUAUUCGAAUGUGUUUGCACGGGCUUUGCGGAAUUGUCUUACUUCGCCGAUAGGGAGUUCUAUCAGGAUUGGUGGAACUCGACCUCGUGGGAUCAAUUCAGCAGGAAAUGGAACAAGCCUGUUCACACAUUCCUCUUAAGACACGUCUACGCCUCGACUAUGACUGGACUCCAACUUUCCCGGACCAGCGCCGCAUUCGUCACUUUCUUACUUUCUGCCUUAUGUCAUGAAUUGGUAAUGGCGGUGGUUACAAAAAAAAUCAGACCUUAUUUAUUCUUAAUGCAGAUGGCCCAAUUACCUAUGAUCGCACUUGGUAGAUUACCUAUAGUGAAGCGGAACAAAACUGUUGGGAAUAUAGUAUUUUGGGCGGGGUUGAUGAGUGGUUUCCCAUUGUUAGCGAUUUGUUAUUUGAUCUAUUAG
Kwoniella botswanensis is the source of this 1812-nucleotide messenger RNA. RefSeq lists its product as uncharacterized. Gene Ontology annotation, cellular component: endoplasmic reticulum membrane. The record is from RefSeq and is a predicted model, not a curated record. The transcript is spliced from 10 exons. Lineage: Eukaryota; Fungi; Basidiomycota; Tremellomycetes; Tremellales; Cryptococcaceae. Gene Ontology annotation, biological process: ergosterol metabolic process. Bases 1 to 1812 code for a protein of 603 amino acids. Gene Ontology annotation, molecular function: ergosterol O-acyltransferase activity.